This is a messenger RNA of Hippocampus zosterae (dwarf seahorse), 1522 nucleotides long. It is a transcript of the gene msx1a, whose product is annotated as muscle segment homeobox 1a. The record is from RefSeq and is a predicted model, not a curated record. Gene Ontology annotation, cellular component: nucleus. Gene Ontology annotation, molecular function: RNA polymerase II transcription regulatory region sequence-specific DNA binding; DNA-binding transcription factor activity, RNA polymerase II-specific. Gene Ontology annotation, biological process: regulation of transcription by RNA polymerase II; embryonic morphogenesis. The transcript is spliced from 2 exons. The coding region runs from base 157 to 1020 and encodes 287 amino acids. NCBI's taxonomy places the organism in Eukaryota, Metazoa, Chordata, Actinopteri, Syngnathiformes, Syngnathidae.
UGUUUUAUAGCUCCGCUCUCCACUCGGCUAGCACAAACAUGAGGAUGUCGACACCUUGACACAGCAACUUUUUUUUAAACUUCUUUUUUUUUAACAAUCCGUCAGAGUUCACCACGAGAGUCACCAGCACAGCCCCACGGUGUCAGUCGGACCUGUAUGGCCCCAUCGUCGGUGUCGAUGUCAGUUUUGGCCGCCGCCGCGGGUUUAAAAAGUGAAGAUCUCCCCCCACGCUCGGCGCUCGUCACGAGAGGCGACAUGCAGACCAGCCUGAGCCCCACAGAGGACGCCGGGAAGCCCAAAGUGGCCAUCCUGCCCUUCAGCGUCGAGGCUCUGAUGGCUGAUCGCAAACCGAGCAGAGAGGCGUCUUCUUCCCCCGAUGGCCCCUCCGUGGCCGGGACGUCCCAGUCUCUGGGGAAGGGCGUUCGGAUGGGACCUUUUGGAGGUCUGGAUACUUCCGUGCCUGCUAUCCCGAUGGGCUCCUCUUUUUCAGUGGGCGAGUUCAUGAACAUGCAAGAGGACGUGUUGAUUAAACCAGAGAGUCCAGACAGCCAAGAGAGAACUUCCUGGAUCCAGAGUCCUCGUUUUUCUCCCACACCUCCACGGAGGCUGAGUCCUCCAGCGUGUCCUCUGAGGAAACACAAGACCAACAGGAAGCCUCGGACCCCUUUCACGACAUCCCAGCUGCUGGCCUUGGAGAGAAAGUUCCGUCAGAAGCAGUACCUGUCCAUCGCAGAGCGCGCAGAGUUCUCCAGUUCCCUAAGCUUGACAGAGACCCAGGUCAAGAUCUGGUUUCAGAACAGGAGAGCCAAAGCCAAACGACUACAGGAGGCAGAAUUAGAGAAACUGAAAAUGGCAGCUAAACCCAUGUUGCCUCCCGCCUUUGGGAUUUCCUUCCCUCUAAGCGCCCACGUCGCGGGGUCCUACGCGGGCUCGCACGCCUUCCAGAGGCACUCGCUGCCGGUGUCCCCCGUGGGACUAUACGCCGCCCACGUCGGAUACAGCAUGUACCACCUCACCUGAUGACGGACUCAAGAUCGUGGACGCUUAAAAAAAAAAUCAUUAUCAUGGGGUAAGACCCCUUGUUGAAGGAGUUUUUUUUCCUGCAGUUUUUCUUCUUUCGAGGACCCGAUGUCUGAUCUCGCCAUGAGUAAGUCCUACAAAAAGAUGUUUAAUCUUGUGCUCAUAGCGAUGCAUCAGAUUUUAUUUUUUUUAAACAAAAGACAACUACUCGUAAUAGGACACUCAAGUAUGGACGCAAAACACAAUUGUGUUGCAGUAUUGUCGGCCUGCUGCAAUAGUUUUGUGGAAGCAUUUUUUUUUCUAAACCGGAUAACAGUGUCAAUGCCUUUUGUAAAGAUGAAAAACAACAGCAUUUAAAAAAAACAGCACUAGUGUCUGUUGUUGGAAUGAUUCCCUUCGCAAGGGAUACGUGUACUGUAAAAUAAUGUAUAUUUGGAAAAGUAUCCUCAUUUAUAUUAUGAAUAUAUUUGUGACAUAACUUAAUAAAUUGUUUAUUCUUUUU